Molecule: messenger RNA, 747 nt
Organism: Charadrius vociferus (killdeer)
Lineage: Eukaryota; Metazoa; Chordata; Aves; Charadriiformes; Charadriidae
Gene: BOK
Product: BCL2-related ovarian killer
Exons: 4
Coding region: 7-606 (199 amino acids)
Biological process (GO): extrinsic apoptotic signaling pathway in absence of ligand; intrinsic apoptotic signaling pathway in response to DNA damage; regulation of apoptotic process
Cellular component (GO): mitochondrial outer membrane
Molecular function (GO): protein heterodimerization activity; protein homodimerization activity
Source: RefSeq, a predicted model, not a curated record
GAGGUGAUGGAGGUUUUUGAUAGGUCUCCCACUGACAAGGAGCUUGUGUCCCAGGCCAAGGCUCUCUGCAGAGACUACAUAAAUUCGAGGCUCAUUCGAGCAGGUGUCAGCUGGAGCAAACCUGAGUACAAUGUACCAGUGCCUGGCGGUAAGCUGGCCGAGGUGUCCACUAUACUGCUGCGACUAGGAGAUGAGCUGGAAUACAUUCGUCCCAACGUCUACCGGAAUAUCGCCCGCCAAUUGAACAUCUCACUGCACUCGGAGACAGUGGUGACGGAUGCCUUCCUGGCAGUAGCUGCGCAGAUUUUCACUGCAGGCAUAACAUGGGGCAAGGUGGUGUCUCUCUAUGCUGUGGCAGCUGGGCUGGCAGUGGACUGUGUGCGACAUGCACAGCCAGCCAUGGUUCACACCAUCGUAGACUGCCUGGGAGAGUUUGUCCGCAAAACCUUGGUGACAUGGCUGAAAAGGAGAGGAGGCUGGGCAGACAUCACAAAAUGCGUGGUGAACACCGACCCCAGCCUUCGAUCCCACUGGCUCGUGGCCGCUGUUUGCAGCUUUGGUCACUUCCUCAAGGCUAUCUUCUUCAUCCUGCUGCCUGAGAGAUGAAUCUGAGUCACCAAGCGCAGCCCCCCUACCCCAUCUCCUCCCUGGCUCCAGAAGCAGUGGUAAUGGCAAUCGCUGACGAGGAGGAAGAGAAGAAUCGGGACAAACAAAAGGCUUGUUCUCCUCUCCCUUCAGCUGGGAGCA